Arachis duranensis is the source of this 644-nucleotide messenger RNA. RefSeq lists its product as uncharacterized. NCBI's taxonomy places the organism in Eukaryota, Viridiplantae, Streptophyta, Magnoliopsida, Fabales, Fabaceae. The transcript is spliced from 3 exons. Bases 1 to 642 code for a protein of 213 amino acids. The record is from RefSeq and is a predicted model, not a curated record.
AUGCCACCCGCGUCACUGCCGUCGAAGCUCCGCGACACUGCUGCCAUUUCGCGAGGAAAGGAUGUUCGCAGAGGGAGCCAGGUGAGAAAGGGAGAGACGAGCACAAACCAGAUCAGGGGAGAAGGCGCCGUGUCCGGUAGCUGUCGUCACGUCGCCGCCGUCGUCCUCGUCACAGAGCCAGCCGCCGCCACAUAUAGAAGAGAAGAACACGAAGAGGAGAAACUGGGAACGUUGUUAUCGCCAUUGCUGCUGAAGACCAGCCACCACGCCGAGCUUUUACCGUCACCAUUCUGCCCGGUGUCGCCAGCACUGAAGUCGGCCGCUACCACUGUCGAGCCUUGUUGGAACUGGUGUUGCUUUUGGAGGUUUGGAAGGGAGGCUUGCUCGGAUUUGCUUCUGGUCCUGGUUCUCGCAGCUAUCGGAGCCUCUGCCACCAUCAGAGCUGCCAUUGAAGCUAUUGAUUUGGUUCCAAUUCCUCCAUUUUUGAGACCUGCUGCAUCUCUAUUUUCCCUGUUUACUGCUAGAACUAUCAUAGGGGAUACUGUUGAUGUCAUCAAGAAACUGUUAGAGCUGCUGUUGUUGCUGAUGCGAGUUAGAACGAAGUUGGAGUCACGAUUAAUUUUGUGGAUUUUGACUAACUGAGG